Aspergillus nomiae NRRL 13137 is the source of this 399-nucleotide messenger RNA. RefSeq lists its product as uncharacterized. The record is from RefSeq and is a predicted model, not a curated record. NCBI's taxonomy places the organism in Eukaryota, Fungi, Ascomycota, Eurotiomycetes, Eurotiales, Aspergillaceae. The coding region runs from base 1 to 399 and encodes 132 amino acids. The transcript has a single exon.
AUGUCAGCACUGUUGUCACCAGGUGAUGCUUUAGCCCUCGAGAAUUUCGAGCCCCUAAUGGAAAAGCUAGUUGAUCAACAUCACCGCCAGUUCGCGAACGCCCUUUCGCUGUCCAUUUCGUGGGAGGAUGACAACACCAAUGCCUGUACGGAUCUUGCCAACUUUCAGGCUAUCCUCCGUCUGUUUGACUACCCAAAGGCGGAAGAAUACGUGAUACCAGUCGACGCAGAUGCGCCUGGGUGGGACGUUUCCGAUAAGAUUCGGGGCCUUAUCUGCCAGGCCAUGAUAAUGACUGGGCGAACUAUCAUUUUGAUUCACUAUGGUGGCCAUGGAUUGAACUGGAAUGAUGAAUUACACUUCUGUAAUUCCACAGGAAGAAAGCUUUUUCAACGUGAAUAG